GGUGCUCGAUGAACAGCGGGAGCUUAACUGGCGGUCGGUCAUGGCCGUCACGAACAUCUUUAACCUCAUCGGGAAAGAGGAUACAAAAGGAAAUGUCAGAACUCAACACGGACCCACCUGUAGACUGCUCCGCGGGUCCCAAAGGCGAUAACCUCUAUCACUGGCUCGCCACUCUCUUUGGUCCACAAGGAACACCUUAUGAAGGCGGAAUAUACUUUCUUGACAUAACGUUUCCAGCUAAUUAUCCUUAUAAGCCUCCAAAGGUUGUGUUCAAAACGCGUAUAUAUCAUUGCAAUGUUGAUUCAAGUGGCAAUGUUGGCUUGGAUAUUCUUGACGAAAACAGUUGGAGUCCCGCUUCAACGAUUUCAAAGGUGCUACAUGAUUUGAGAUCGAUCUUUACAAACCCGAACCCGUGUAUGUAUUUCAUCCUCUUUAAAAUGAUCCAUUGAUUUUCUUGAAAGAGUAAAGUGUCAUUUUCGCUCCUUAGGUUUGGCCGGUUUUGCGACUUUCGUCCAAAGGUUUGUUUUUUUGCAUCUGAAUCCAAAAGGUUUGAAAUCUUUCAUCCGACCCUUUAACUCC
This is a messenger RNA of Helianthus annuus (common sunflower), 579 nucleotides long. Its product is annotated as constitutive photomorphogenesis protein 10. The record is from RefSeq and is a predicted model, not a curated record. The transcript has 3 exons. NCBI's taxonomy places the organism in Eukaryota, Viridiplantae, Streptophyta, Magnoliopsida, Asterales, Asteraceae. Bases 9 to 449 code for a protein of 146 amino acids.